UCAGUUGGGGACGUUUAUGGUGGAUGCGCCGGGUAUAAAUUUGGGACUGCUUGGGACUACUAAUGGACUCUGGUGGUAGUUAGUUAGUGGGGAAUCCAAACCAAUUUAAUAUCAUUUGUUUUACGUACUUUCUGUACGACCUUUUCAAUUCGGGAUAAUCAACCCAUCCACCUCCCACUCAAAUGGUUAAAGUUGGAUGAUUCGUAUGUACAUAUAAAAAAAAAUUCCCGUCCGUUAGUCAAUUGGAAAUCAUGCAUAAAAUAUCUUGUGUGUACGUAUGUGCGUGUGGUUUUAGUGGUUUCGGUGUGUUGGUUGUGAUCGAUCCUCGAACGAAAGUGCCGUAUUGUAUAUAAUGGCCCUUUCCCACUCGCUCACUCACACCCCUUCACUUCUCUACACUCGUUCACUCUCAAUGCUUACUGCUUUCAGUUUGAGUCUUUCCCUUGGUCUCUCUCUACGUGUAUGAGUGUGUGUGUGCGUCUGUGUGUUUACGUAAUGCAAGAGAAGAGAGAGGAAUGAAUGUCGAUUAAUGCUCGUUUCGGCCGUCGUCGUCGGAGGCGGUUCUGACGGCGGCGGCGUCGGAGGCGUCCUCGAGCCCAGCCCGCCUCCAGCAAAGAAUUCGUCGUUUAGUCUGGACGCGGAAAGCACGCGCGACGCUUCCAACACACGCAGACGAAACGCGCUCCAACAUCUAUCUCUCUCUCUCUGAAACGCAACGGAAAAAAAGAAGAGAAAGUAAUUAAUAAUUUUUCAAUAAAUACAUAAAUUGCAAACUCUAAAUAAUAUCAUCGCAGAGAUGGCCAUGAUCUAAAGUAGCAAAACAAAAAUGAAACAUAUGUGAGUUUGGGCAAAAUUUCAAUGGAUUUGACCAGCUUAAACUUAAGAAAUAUUGAUAUGAGUAUUUAAUGGUGUAAAAGAGUGCUUCUGCUACUGCUGUCGAGGACAGUGAAUGCAAGUGCAAGUGCGAGCAGCGAGUAUGACGGAGGAGGAGGAUUCGGGACCGAGCGGUGCCGCCGUCCCUUCAGCCUCAGCCUCAGCCUCCAACGCCACCGCCGAAAGCGGCGGCGGCAAAGGUAAAGCUGAGCCCACCGGAGCAGACAGCCUCAGUUCGCAACGGGUAUUCAAGAAAUCGUCGCCCAACAGCAAACUGACACUAUAUUUGAGCAGCAGGGAUCUGGUCGUGUCGACCGGAAAGAUCGACAGGCUUCAGGGUGUUCUUUUGGUCGACCCCGAAUUCGUCGAGGACAGAAAAGUCUACGGUCAAAUCACAUUGACAUUCAGAUACGGACGUGAAGAUGAGGAGGUGAUGGGGCUGAAAUUCUGCAACGAAGCCGUGAUGUGUCUGGCCCAGCUUUACCCGCCCCCUUCCAACGUUCCCGAAGACGUAACACCUCUUCAGGAAGCGCUUAUCAAACGUCUCGGAUCGAACGCCUACCCGUUCAACAUGGAAAUAACGCCGCUGGCGCCGCCCAGCGUCCAACUGGUGCCGGCCAAGGAAUACAGCGGAGCGCCGAUUGGUACCAGCUACGAUGUCAGAGCCUACGUCGCGGAUCGAGCGGACGAGAAAUUCCAUCGAAAGACGACCGUGCGGAUGGGCAUAAGGGUGGUGCAGAGGGUGUUCGCGCCACCCUCGCCGUACGGUUACGACCCGAUGGCCUCGACGACCUCCGGUUCGGGAAAGACGACUCUCUUCGGAUGCAAGAGCGCCCCGUUGGAAACGACGCGCUUCUUCGCCCAACAACAGCAACCACAGAUGUCGAAAUCCGCGGAGGUCGGUAUCAACAACGACCUGAAGAAUACGACGACGACGACGACGAUAGAAGCUAACGAUAGCAAAUCGAAUAAAGUAACGUUCCAGGAAGAUAAAGGAGGUGGAGGUGGAGAAGAAAGGAUCGAUGAUGAUGAUGCUGAUGAUAUCAACCCCAUCGAACAGGUGAGGGCUUGCUGCGAGAAGAGGCACAGCGUGGCGGCUUUCCUCGCCGAGCUUCCCGCGCCCCGAGCUCUCGUCGAAAAGCAGUUUCUGUUGAGCGACGGCUGCAUUGAAUUGGAAGCGUCCCUCGACAAGGCCGUCUACCAUCACGGCGAAGAGAUCCAGGUGAUGGUGCACGUUCGCAACAGCAGCAACAAGACUGUCCGCAGAAUCAAGGUGUUCAUCGUGCAGCACGUGGACGUGUGCAUGUUCUCGAACGGAAAGUUCAAGAACGUCGUGUCGAUGAUCAACUCGAAGGACGACUGUCCUCUAUCCUCCGGUCGACUUCUCUCCAAGACGUACACGCUGCUGCCGGUGAAGAGCUCGACGAAGAACUGGAUUGCGCUCGAAGAUUCGUACACAAAGUCUGGAAGUAGUCUGGCCUCCUCGGUGACGGCGAGUACGGACAGUCCGGACGAGCGCAACGUCUUCGCCAUCUACGUCUCCUACUACGUCAAAGUGAAGCUGAUCUGCACGGUGAUGGGCGGAGAGGUGUCGCUCAAGCUUCCCUUCACCCUGAUGCACACCUGCAACGAUUUCGAUCCAGCGGCGACGCUCACCAGGAUCGUCGAGCCGACCUGCAGCAGAUCGGCGACGGUGCCCGAGGUGAAACAGGAGAAGGACGGCACGUGAAACGAGGACCCCAAAUUGGUAGUCGAGAUCAACAACAGUAGCAGGACCAACACCAACACCACCACCGCCACCGUCGACGCCUCCAAUCAUGAUGAUGCUGUCGCCUCCUCUACUGCUGCUGCCGCUGCUGCUGAUCAUGAUUACUGUAAAGAGCAACGUCACGCAAAGUCGGCAAAAGAUGACUUCGAUGAGAUCGUGACAGUGCGCAAACAAGAGGAGGAGCAACGCUCGGACCAAAUCAAGCAGGAGGCGAAGGAGGACAAAGGGUUCAGCAUACGAAGAGCCUGGUGUUGCCUGAAAUCACGUCGCACAUCAUAAUAUCAAUUAAAUCUGUACAUACAUGCACACAUACACACACACACACACUUGCACUACCUAGGGAAAGGCUAGAUAACUGCUUUGUACAGUAAACGACGCGCUUCUAUCUUUAAAUGACUAACGCUAAUUUCGAUGGUAUCACUCUAAACGCACCCAGUGUCUCUGAAAACUAUCCGCAAAAAUCCUCAGCCACCUCUGACUCCCAGCAGUAAUUAGUUUCACUUUUUUGCAAUUCAAGACGACGAAACGCGGAUGAGAAAUCCCCAAAAUCGCGACCAAAAUGAAUGAAGACGAUGAGUAGUAAUCCUCUCUGGUCAGAGGUGGCCGUACUAUUAUUACUUUAUAAUUACUAAACAAUAAGUUCCUAAAAUUUGCAGACUACAUCUUCGUAUGUAUUCAUGUGCUGCA
Nicrophorus vespilloides is the source of this 3328-nucleotide messenger RNA. Its product is annotated as arrestin homolog. Gene Ontology annotation, cellular component: cytoplasm. Bases 950 to 2602 code for a protein of 550 amino acids. NCBI's taxonomy places the organism in Eukaryota, Metazoa, Arthropoda, Insecta, Coleoptera, Silphidae. The transcript has 9 exons. Gene Ontology annotation, molecular function: G protein-coupled receptor binding. The record is from RefSeq and is a predicted model, not a curated record. Gene Ontology annotation, biological process: G protein-coupled receptor internalization; signal transduction.